AUGAUAAGCGCCGAUCCCGACGAGCCUCUCCACGUGUUCGAUCUCCCUCAGAUCCACACUAAACCCUCCGGCACUGAGCUCAUUCAAGCUCUCGACCUACUAACAGUCAAACCGCGGAGUUUCGGGCCCGUAGCCCAUGUAGCGACAAAGGGCCGGACCGUGCAGCCUGCUGGAGUGACCCGCUAUCUGACAUCCAUCAUCGCCAGCCCGCUGGCAUGGCUCGACACUGACGAGCUCCGAGAGGCCGUCUGGGAUGCCGCUGCAGCCCGACUUAGCGAGCGCUCCGGUCGAACCGCCAUGCCCGCCAUGUCCCGAGUCUUCAGCAUCCCUAGUACCACAUCCGAUGGACUCGAAGUCGAAGAAUUUACACUGACCCUCCACGAACCCUCCCUAACAGCCGACAACCUGGGCAUGAAAACCUGGGUCUCCUCAUACCUCCUCUCCCGCCGCCUUCACAACCUCCUCGAAUCGCCCCCCAACCUCGUCCCCUCGACCUCCACCACUCCUCAACUCCGUCCAGACAACAACAAGACCCUCCGCGCCCUCGAACUCGGCGCCGGAACAGGGCUCGUAGGCCUCUCCUUCGCCGCUUUGCGCGGCUCCUCAGCCACCAUCCAUCUCACAGACCUCCCGGACAUUGUGCCCAACCUGGCCCACAACGCGGCUCUCAACGUCGAAUUGCUCAAUCGGACGGGCGGUGCCGUCACAACGGGUGUUCUUGAUUGGACCGUUACCCCGGACCCGCUGCCCACUGCACAAGAGCAGUACGAUCUCAUUCUUGCUGCGGAUCCGUUGUAUUCGCCUAGUCAUCCAAAGUUGCUGGUCGACACGAUCACGCAUUGGCUGAGUAGGGGGCUGGAUGCCCGUGUUGUGCUGGAAAUGCCACUCCGGGAUGCGUAUCUGCCUCAGGUGCAGGAGCUGCGGGAUCGGAUGGGACGGUUGGGGCUGGCGGUGGUGGAUGAGGGCGAGGAGAUUGGCUAUGAUGAUUGGGAGUCGGCGGACGGGGGCGCGUUGGAGGUGAAGUGUUGGUGGUCAGUUUGGGGAUGGAGCGAGAAGCUCUAG
Molecule: messenger RNA, 1062 nt
Organism: Aspergillus welwitschiae
Lineage: Eukaryota; Fungi; Ascomycota; Eurotiomycetes; Eurotiales; Aspergillaceae
Product: S-adenosylmethionine-dependent methyltransferase
Exons: 3
Coding region: 1-1062 (353 amino acids)
Source: RefSeq, a predicted model, not a curated record